AUGACUUUGUUAACAUCUGUUACAGCCUCUCAACGGCUAGACUCCCGAGGAAAGCCUACUGUUCAGGUCGAAGUACGAACCGCUGAUGGGAAGUUCCGCGCAAUUGUGCCGUCAGGGGCGUCCAAAGGAGAUUACGAAGCAGUCGAAAAACGAGAUGGCGGCAGAGCAUUUGGAGGAAAUGGUGUGCUCGAGGCAGUAAAGAACGUCGAGGAAAUCAUUGGCCCUGCGCUCAUAGCUCAAAGGUUUGAUCUGGGAAUGGGAUUGAAAGAGUUAGACAACUUCAUGGUCGGCCUAGACGGGUCCUCGGACAAAAGUCACUUGGGUGCGAAUGCUAUCCUUGGUGUUAGUAUGGCCUGUGCGAGGGCAUGUGCGGCGGCAAAGAAUAUUCCUCUGUACGAAUUUCUGGCACGCGAAACUCGAUCACGCCGGCAGGGUUUUGUUAUGCCGGUACCAUUCUUGAAUGUUCUCAACGGAGGCGUCCACUCUGGGAAUCCGAUGGCAUUCCAGGAAUUUAUGAUUGCACCAACGGGAGCCCCCUCCUUCGCUCAAGGUAUCCAGUGGGCGGCUGAGGUGUAUCAAGAAUUGAAAUCAAUCAUCACCAAAACUUUCGGCAAAGCCGCAAUUGGCAUUGGAGACGAGGGGGGCUUCGCACCGCCUAUUUAUCAGCCUCAUGAAGCGUUGGAUCUUAUAAUGGCCGCUAUCAAGUCCGCCGGGUACGAGGGACGUUUCAAGAUUGGAAUCGACCCAGCCUCAACCGAGUUUUUCAGGGAGGGUGAAUAUGACCUGGGCUUCAAAUCUGGCGAACCUAGGAGGCUAUCCAGCGUUCAGUUAAUGGAUUUGUACCAGGGUCUGGUUGGCAAAUAUCCAAUUGCGCUGUUGGAAGACCCUUUUGCCCAAGAUGACUGGGAUUCCUGGAGCGCUUUUAACAAGAUCUGCAAAGCCAGCGCUGUCGAGCUUGUGGGUGACGACCUCUUGGCAACCAACAUCAGGCGUAUAGAUAAGGCCUCAAAGGCUGAUGCAUGCAAUUCGCUGCUACUGAAGGUGAACCAGAUCGGAACAGUGAGCGAAGCCAUCUCGGCCGCAGAAAGAGCAUACGAGCUCGGGUGGUCUGUUUUUGUAUCUCAUCGAUCCGGAGAGACCACGGACGAUUUUAUCGCUGACCUGGCUGUCGGAAUCGGCUGUGGCCACUUGAAAUCUGGUGCACCAUGUCGAGGUGAAAGGGUGGCGAAAUAUAAUCGCCUUAUGGAUAUCGAAGAGGAGUUGGAGGCGAAGAAAACUACCUGUUCGUAUGCUGGAGAGGCAUUCAGGUAUGCUCAUACUAACACCAAGGGCUGA
Messenger RNA from Cladophialophora bantiana CBS 173.52, 1335 nucleotides. Its product is annotated as phosphopyruvate hydratase. The record is from RefSeq and is a predicted model, not a curated record. Gene Ontology annotation, molecular function: magnesium ion binding; phosphopyruvate hydratase activity. The coding region runs from base 1 to 1335 and encodes 444 amino acids. Lineage: Eukaryota; Fungi; Ascomycota; Eurotiomycetes; Chaetothyriales; Herpotrichiellaceae. Gene Ontology annotation, cellular component: phosphopyruvate hydratase complex. The transcript has 2 exons. Gene Ontology annotation, biological process: glycolytic process.